Messenger RNA from Chlorella variabilis, 687 nucleotides. RefSeq lists its product as hypothetical. The record is from RefSeq and is a predicted model, not a curated record. Lineage: Eukaryota; Viridiplantae; Chlorophyta; Trebouxiophyceae; Chlorellales; Chlorellaceae. Gene Ontology annotation, cellular component: membrane; cytoplasm. Bases 1 to 687 code for a protein of 228 amino acids. The transcript has 7 exons.
AUGAACCCAGCAGCGGCGAUCAGCAGGGCGCUGGUGCACCCCCCAGUACAGGCCUGGCGCUCCUACCUGGGCCACCUUGAGAGGAACCCCCGCGCCACCAAAAGCACAACCUCUGUAGUGGCCGCCAUCCUGGGCGACGCCCUUGCCCAGCACAUUUCCAACCGCGACAAGCCGCACUGGGAGUACGACUGGGGCCGCACCGCACGGCUGGCCAUCUUCAACUCGGCGAUGGGCGUGGUUGGACACGAGUACUACAGAGUCCUGGACGGGCGCGUGAUGCCGCACGCCGCCAAGUCGCCGCGCGCAGUCGCCACCAAGAUUUGCAUCGACCAAUUCCUGUUCGCCCCCGUCUGUACUGCCAUCUUCUACGCCUACAAGGUGGCAACCGAGGGGCGGCCAAGCGAUUACGUCAGCGAGGUGCAAGAGAAGUUUGUUCCAACCAUGCUGGCGGGCUACAAGCUAUGGAUUCCUGCUCACGUUGUCAACUUUGCACUGGUGCCCAACCGCCAGCGCAUUCUGUAUGCGAAUGUGGUAUCCAUCUUUGGCACAUACAUUCUGUCCCGUGCCCAGGCGGGCGACUACACCUCCAAGCCUGCAGCGGAGACUCAGCAGGUGCAUCCGCAGGUGGUGCGCCGCCGCGGCGGCGAGGUGGUGGGCUUUGAAACUGUGAUGCUGAAGGAGGACUAA